AUGAUUCCAAUUAUUAUGUGGCUGGCCAUAGCAGCAUCAUUAAGUUUUUAUUAUUUCUGCGUACGUCCCAUGAAAUAUUGGAGAAGGAAAGGCGUCCAUGAAGCAGGCAAUCCAUCAUGGUUUUUUGGAGAUAGUUUACGUAACAUUCUGGGAUUGGAAUGUUUCACCACUACAAUGAACAAUGUAUACAAAAAGGCUUCUGAUCUAAGAUACUUCGGAAUGUACAUGUUUGUCAAUCCAUUAUUGGUAGUCAAAGAUCCUGAUUUGAUGAAGGAAAUCACUGUGAAAGCUUUCGAUAAUUUCACGGACCAUCGUGACGUCAUGCCUGUAGAAGCUGAUCCUUUGUGGGGUAAAAAUCUGUUACAACUCAAAGGUGAAGAUUGGAGAUAUAUGAGAUCCCUGAUGAGUCCUUCUUUCACGUCCGGCAAGAUCAAAACAAUGUUUGGGCUGAUGUCGGAGUGUGCCGAAAACUUGAUCAAUUAUUUGAAAAACAAAAACGAACCGUCGAUCGAACUCGAUGUUCUGGAUGCAACUACAAGAUACACCAAUGACGUCAUCGCUAAAAUCGCGUUCGGAGUGUCUGUGGAUUCCUUGAAUAAUCCAGAUAAUGAGUUCUUCCGCACGGCAAGAAGGGCAACAGAUGCGACUAGUAUCAGGUUGGCGCUGAGUGCGUUCGCCUCCUUUAUUUUACCUGGUUACCUCAUGAAAGUGUUAGGUUUGAAGUUUUUUCAAGAUGAUGUGAGAAACUAUUUCUCCAACGUUCUUCAAGAUUCAAUAAGGAUGAGGAAGAAGUCUGGAACCUACUCUUCGGACCUCAUAGACUCGCUUCUAGAAGCCCAAUCAACAGCGAAGAAAGAAAACUCAUUACGGAAAUUGGAAGAUGACGAUAUUUUAGCUCAGGCAAUGAUUUUUUUCCUUGGAGGAUUCGAUACAGUUAGUAAAUUACUUGGUUUCCUUUGUUACGAACUGGCAAUCAAUAAGGAGGUACAGGACAGACUAAGAGAAGAUAUCCUCGAUGUCAUCAGAAAAAAUGAUGGAAAAAUAACAUACGACGCUACAAUGAGGAUGGAGUACUUGGACAUGGUCAUUUCAGAAUCGUUGAGAAAAUGGCCCAUCAUGGGUGGAAUGGACAGAAUAUGCACUAAAUCGUAUAAAAUAGAGCCAGUCGCCCCAGGCGAGCAACCAGUAAUAAUCGAAAAAGGAACUCAAAUAUGGUUUCCGGCUUGGUCUAUACACCACGAUGCCAAAUAUUUCCCGAAUCCAGAAAAGUUCGAUCCAGAAAGGUUUAAUGAAGAGAGAAAAGCAGAAAUAUAUCCCUAUUCUUACAGUCCUUUUGGUUUUGGGCCUCGUAGCUGCAUCGGCCAAAGAUUCAGUUUACUGAAAUGUAAACUUAUAAUAGUGCAUAUCAUAUCUAACUUUGAAUUGGAACCUUGCCAGAAGACGAAGAUUCCGUUAGGACUAUUCGAGAAAGGUUUUCUAGUCAAUCCAGAAGUCGACAUCAUUUUAAAUCUGAAAAAAAUCGCCUGA
Molecule: messenger RNA, 1527 nt
Organism: Phaedon cochleariae (mustard beetle)
Lineage: Eukaryota; Metazoa; Arthropoda; Insecta; Coleoptera; Chrysomelidae
Source: the annotation of a GenBank genome assembly